Molecule: messenger RNA, 6172 nt
Organism: Lineus longissimus
Lineage: Eukaryota; Metazoa; Nemertea; Pilidiophora; Heteronemertea; Lineidae
Product: ALK tyrosine kinase receptor-like
Exons: 20
Coding region: 251-3676 (1141 amino acids)
Biological process (GO): protein phosphorylation; multicellular organism development; regulation of neuron differentiation
Cellular component (GO): signaling receptor complex; plasma membrane
Molecular function (GO): transmembrane receptor protein tyrosine kinase activity; ATP binding
Source: RefSeq, a predicted model, not a curated record
ACCUCUUGCACAUGUUCUGCUGUUUUCAAUAUCAGUGCACACGCUUAACAUAGGUUCAUCAAAAGGAUUUCACACACGAGGACAAAUCUAUUGUGUUUAGAUAGAAGUGAUGACAAUAAUCUGUAUGACUUAAGCUGACUUUGAGGGACCGAUUUUGAGAAGGGGACUUCAAGUAUUUGCCUUGCGGACUUCAACUCAUUCUGAAGUGAUAUUGUCAUGUAAAGUUUGUGCCGUUAAUGGAUAUCUCAGGAUGACACCUGAUGGACUAAAGGCCUUACACUGUUGUCUCCUCGUUAUAGGGGUGAUUCCAACCGUUACUACCGACCUCGGCUAUAUAGGAAACCGAGUUACUAAUUCUUCAACAUUUGCGUGGAUGUUCACACCCUGUGGUCAGAAUGGCGCACAAGGUCCGACACAAGUCCAAUGUAACUCUGCCUACCGGCACAAGAAAAUCAGUGUGCGUGUGACCGGUGAUACAUCACCAACGGAUAAGAUUAAGUUGCCACGAGGCACCCAAGUAUGGACGAUUCCCUCAACUGGAACCUAUGGCGUUACUGCUAUUGGUGCAUCUGGCGGAUAUGGAGUAAAGAACAACGACCGAAGUAACACCGGCGGCUUCGAUAUGUCAUUCGGCUCCUCUGUUUACGCCAAGUUCCAUUUCCAGAAAGGAGAGGAGGUCUUCAUGGUCAUCGGGCAAAUGGGAGAAAGUGCCUGUGCCAAGCCAAACCACAGGGGGGUGUCUGAGAAGGUCCAGAACAUGUGUGAGCUUGGCAUCUCCGACGCGAACGACGCACACUUCUUCAACAACAGGUCUGGUGGCGGAGGCGGGGGAGGUGGUGGCACCUAUGUCUUCAAGCUUGACGAGACAGGGCGCCCUGUGCCCCUUAUCAUAGCAUCAGGGGGUGGAGGACGCUCGUACCGGGCCAGAAUGAAUCGACACCGACCCAAGGCUGUUGAGAAGCAAGUCAUGAGGCGAUGCCAGACAAUCAGACAAACACGCUACCAGGGUCUCACCGCUAAGACAGACUACCGGGGGCCUGGUGGUGGAGGCGGAUGGAAUGAUACAAGGCCGUUUAAACACACUGGCCAGUCGCUGCUAGAGGGUGCAGAGGGUGGAGAUUCAUGCCGCAGAGCGCUCGAGGGCCUUGGAUGGCGUAUCAGUGGUGGCUUCGGCGGGGGUGGUGGUGCCUGUUCUGCCGGAGGUGGAGGUGGAGGUUAUAUUGGUGGUGAGGUAGCCCAACAUGAUGACUAUGAAAGUGACGGAUGGUUUGGUGUCAACUUCAUUGCUUCGCAGGGGGAGGUUGACACAGAAAUGACCAUGGAUGAGUCUUGUGGUAUAAAUGAUAAAGACGGUGAUGUAACGUUUGAGAGGUUCUGUCAUUGUGAACAGUUCUGUAAACUGAAGAAUGCUGAUAUCGUUUGUGACUGUCGACAGGGUUUCAGCCUUGAUAAGGAUGGUAUCCACUGUAUUCCCACAGCUGUGGUUAUAAAUAAACAAGGGAGCCAGGGGGAACUUGGGGGAACUAGCCCACCGUCAUAUCUUCCAGAACCUGUGGAGAAGUCCAAACCGCCAGUGAGUAGACGGACUGAAACAGCCCCUGAGGACGACCUCUCGACAACCGCCCUCAUCGGGAUUAUCGUAGGAGCGAUAGUUGCGACCAUGUUCGUCACGUUUUUCUUCGUGCUGUUUUUGCGAAAACAGAAACACAAACGCCAGAUGGCCAUGAGGCUGGAGGUGCUGACCGGUUUCACCGCCCCAGCUGAUUCUCAACUUGAACGCUUGCGCCAGACCAACGCCAUAACCGAGCACAACCCCCACUAUGAUGUGUGCGGAGCAAAGUGCUCGCUUGAUGAUCUGAUGCAGACACCGAGAGAAAAUCUGACACUGGUUAGUGCUCUCGGUCAAGGAGCUUUCGGUGAGGUUUACAAGGGCUACCUGGUGAAUCUAACACCUGACAAACCUGGGGAGCUGCCAGUAGCUGUGAAGACGCUGCCUGCGAUGUCAACAGAACAAUCAGAGAUGGACUUCUUGAUGGAGGCAUUGAUUAUGAGUAAAUUUGACCAUCCUUACAUUGUGAAGUUCAUCGGCGUAUGUUUUGAGAAGCAUCCUCGUUACUUGAUUCUGGAGCUUCUGGCCGGCGGUGAUCUCAAGUCAUUCCUGCGAGAUAACAGACCCAAGCCUGAAUUCUAUGGCAACCCCUUUGGCCUCCCGAGCUCUAUAUCUUUAAUAUAUUCUCUACAAUUGUUCCAGCCAUCUCCGCUGAGCAUGAAGGACCUCCUUCAGUGUGCGAUCGAUAUUGCUAAGGGGUGCCACUAUCUGGAGAUGAACCACUUCAUCCAUAGGGAUAUUGCAGCAAGAAAUUGUCUUUUAACAAGUAAGGGUCCAGACAGAGUGGUCAAAAUAGCAGACUUUGGGAUGGCAAGAGAUGUAUAUAGAGCUGACUAUUACAGGAAGGGCGGUAAGGCAAUGCUACCAGUCAAGUGGAUGCCUCCAGAGGCUUUCAUGGACGGGAUAUUCACUUCGAAGACAGAUACGUGGUCGUUUGGUAUCCUUCUUUGGGAAGUGUUCUCGCUCGGUUACAUGCCGUACCCGGGCCGUGGCAAUCAAGAGGUGAUGCAGUUUGUGGCAGCAGGUGGACGACUUGAUCCACCAACCAAUUGUCCAACACCGGUCUAUCGUAUUAUGACCCAGUGUUGGCAUGCAAUGUAUGAAAGGAGACCGAACUUCACAUCAAUACUUGAGAGGCUGGAUUACUGCAUGCAGGAUCCCGACGUCAUAGACGCAAGGUUACCAACAUUCUCGCGGCGACCUUCACUCGAAAACGACUUCACAAUAAUGAGGCCCAAGUUCACAGACCCGGCGCUCUCUAUUGGCUCUGCAAAGAAGUACUCACACAUGGACUCGGACAUCGAGGACUCGACGGAGCACUUACUCCAAGAUGACUUACUCGAGAACAAGAAGCACGCAAAUAUGUUUGCAAGCGCGGAGUCGCUUGACAAGUUACUAACUGACGACAAUGCUAAGGAUGACCAUGAUUCCGAGACGGAGGAUGGUGCGUCCAUGUAUUCAACUGAUAUGUCAACGCCAAACACUCCAGGACCCGUGUUGAAGGCGUCCUCCAAUCAGAGUCGUGAGAGCCUAUCUGAUAAAUUGGAUGACUUAGAUGAGUUAGCGUCGUCCAAUCGGAGCCUGUCCAUUCCAGUCGAGAAUGGUUACGUCGAGAAUGGUUGCUUGCUUAGCAACAGCCCGGCGGUCAUGGAGAAUUCGAACCCUGAGGAAGUGAUCCUGAAUGGUUUUGGUCACCAUAACGAUGAAGAAGACGCCAUCAUUGAUGAGCUUACCAAUGGAAACGACCUUGACAAUGACCCCUUAAUCACACGGCAGCGUCCAGGUCUUAGAAAUCCGGUGGAGAAAAGAAGUUCACUUCCGUUGGAUCGUCCGAUGAACGGAGAUCAUGAUGCAGUGGAGAAAGUUCGACGCACAUCCCAGACAAGUCAGAAUUCUUUGAACAAUCAUGCGAAUAUGGACAGAGUCAACAACUACUAUGUGAAAUCCAUGGAUCGGCCUACAACGCGCCUCCCAAACGGUACGGACCAAAGUGAAUGGAAGACCAAGAACGGCGGUCCGCUUCGGAAUGGGGCACUGUCACGACAGUUCGAAUCUUCGAUUGUAUAGGUAUGACGAGGGUUAUCGUACCCAGUUGUUACAAUGAACUCACUUAACGCAGCACUUAGGCCAGUCCGAGACGGCACAUAUGUAUCGAGCUGGCUCCCUCCGAGGUCUUAUAAUCUCAUUGCAAUUGUACUCAUUCUUGUAUGUAUUGCAUGCUUUUAGUGAAAAGUGAAUUUUUUUCUUAUUUCUUUCAAUCGUCGUUUUGUUGACCUAGUCAAUGUUUGCAUUUGAUGGGUGCCUUUUUUAUAGGUUGUGACGCAUAAAUAGUUGGACGAGUUCACGCUGAUUCUGGCCGAUGUGGAACUUGAAUUUGGGUUUUCAUGACAGUGAUCUUAUCUUUUUGGAAUUGCGGCUUAAAAUUGUGAAGUUUAUUGGACACUUAGAUGGAAGAAGAUGAGAUGCUAGCUUUCUGCUGCAUCAACGAGAAGCUACAAUGAUAGCCAUUGCCUACACCUGGCCUUUGAAGAACAUUAGAAAAGGUUUUGUCUGACUUGGACAUUGCUGUAUUUGUUACGGAUUCAAGCAGUUAGGAGCAUAAGGACAGGAUCAAGUAUUACACGUUGAAAGUACAGUAAGAUUCACUCUUUCGGUCGCCUCCAAAUUGUUUAUUGUUCAAAGGUGUUUAUCAUUGCCAUGGCAACACAAAUUUUCAUAUUGAGCUUGUGAAAGAUAUUUGCUGCGACGAGUCACAGUUCUGGUUUCAGCCGUUCAAUACAGUCAUACUUAUAUAUGGUACCAUGCCGGUUACUUUACUGGGUCUGAUAGUAACGAGUCUUCAUAGGGACUUCAUUGAGAAAAAAGGAUAAGUUAAGGCCAGUAUACGUUAUAUUAAAAAGAUAAAUGAAUCAAUAUGCUUUCUAGGAAAGCCAGCGUUUAUGCCUAACUGGGUGGGUGGGUAAAAAUGAAUGAAAUGAGGAAUUUCAGGUUUUGUUUGAAAUGAUUCAAAACAUUGAUUUGCACUUAUAAUGGGUGUAAACGAUACUGGGUUGAGUUGAUAAGCUUUGUCAUGACAUUUACAUUUUAUUUUUCUAUGUUUUUCUCAAAAUUUAUUGUCAAAUCGUUAAUUGUGAAAUAUUACUAAUGAGCAAUUCAAAAUGAUCAUGAGAGAGUUACACAUUUUGAGGUGAAAAGAAUAAAACUAGGAUUGAGUAUCGACACGAUGAAAUGCAGACCAUUGGGUGAGCUUUAAAUAGGAGAUAUGAACUGUAAGGUGUUUAUAACCACUUUCGCCAGAAUCUCACAUGCAGUGUUAAAGUUGGGGCUUAUAGUCCGAUGUCAACGACAGUAGAGGUGUCAUCCGACUUCAGACUGAACAGUACGUGUCAUUUAUACACUUGACUGAAAGUUAGAGACCUGCCUAAAGUCGGACAGUAAUGGUCGAGUUCGAACCAGGGACGUCUUGAGUGCUAGUUGAUGGUCUGAGCCACUGGUCUAUAGGGCUCGCUACUGGAAUCAGUACGUACUGUAUGGAGGUUAUGGCGAAGGAGGGGGAAAUGAAGUAUUAGGAUUUGUGAUGGACGUCAAAUGUUUUGGCAUGGGAAAACUUAUACUGCUGUUCUACUUAAAAUAAAUAAGGGGUUAUCAAUUUCAAUUUAAUCAUCUACCUUGUUCACUAUGUAUUUUUAACACAAAAUAUAACUUUACUGCUCCUGUACAUAACUACAUAGUGUACAGUUAAGAUGUGUUGCAGACAAAAUAAGAAACUUCCCUGUAUCAACUUGUAAAGCAUGCAGACUUCAAGUCUUCUGUUAGUUAACUUGGCUAGUUGAGAAAAUUGAAAAUGGUAUAAUGAGUCAUUAAUUCAUCACACUUUACCUUCACCCGUGCUUAUAAUCUCGUAAAAACAUUUUCUUCAAAACCCUUCAAAGUUCAAUUUUCACUUAAAAUGUCAGAUUUUAUUGCACUAUUGGACAAUAAUUUAGGGGGAAUUCAAAAACCCAAGUUAUGUCUAAGUUUUGAGGCGUGGCCUAGUUUUCGGAUCGUUCUUUAUCUAACUAUGAUAAUGGUUGAAUGUCUUUCAUGGAGUUUGUUGGUGCAUGUUAUAUGGAGAAUUUUUAACUGAAAACUUACAAAAAUUACAAAAAAAAUCAGCAGGGUAAUUCCCCAAAGCACUUCUUAUAAUCAAAAUUGUUGUGUGCAUUUUUUUGUGGUCUAAUGUAUCCUUUUUUCAAUUAAUACAACGGAUUAAAUCCCAACUGAUUCCCCCUGAAAUAUGUGUCUGUAAAAAGUAUAAACACUUAUUUUAUCAAUUAUUACAAUAAAAAAACUGUGCUUCUUUUCAAAAUAUAAAUACAGGUAUGAUAUUGGUGGAAAAUCUUGAAUGAAGAUGUUUAUAUCUGUAUGAUGGAUGUUCUGGUCAGGAUUAAAAUACUGUAAAUUACCACAUUUUCGCGAAUUUCGCUAGUAACCUAGGUUCGCGAAAAGAGAAAUCGCGAAAAAAUCUUUUUGAUGGAAAACCCUUAAGAAAUUCGUAAUCCACAAAAAAUCCUGAAAUUUUUU